UGCGCAAAACGUCAUGCGCUGUUCAAACAAGUAAUUACUGACGUUCGCCGGCAUUUCUUUUUUUCCGUGAAAAUAAUAUCAAGAAAGAUGUCUAUGUUACCGUAUCUUCUCGAUAUGGAACGCGCCCGGCGUUUACCCGACCAACAUUUCGCACUAGCUCUAACGCCCGAAGACAUUCUAGCUGUGGUGUCCCCCCAAUACAGCACUGACUACUACAGGCCUUGGAAACAAAUCUCGUCGAUGCUCCGAGACGUCGGCUCGACUAUUAAAUCUGAUAGGGCCAAGUUCCAAAUUAAUUUGGACGUGCAGCACUUUGCGCCUGAAGACAUCUCUGUGAAGACCUCCGACGGUUUCGUGGUGAUCGAAGCUCGUCAUGACGAGAAGAAAGACGAGCAUGGAUGGGUGUCGCGCCAGUUUACGAGACGAUACCCGCUGCCUGAAGGAUGCUGUGUGGAAGCAGUGCAGUCGCGGCUUUCCUCCGAUGGCGUUUUAACAGUCACUGCGCCUCUAGAAAGUCCGCAAACGUCCAACGAGAGGGUUGUUCCGAUCAUCCAAACAGGGCCAGUGAAGAAACAGCCUGAUGGGUCAAAAAAUGAAGCAGGUGACGGGGAACCACCCGUCAAGGCUGCCGUAGAGAACGGACAGCAGUAAACAAGCGAUAACUACUUGAUGCAGGGCCAAGGCAAGAAUAGCUCUUCGUUCUUUGAUGACAAAUAAAUUACCAGUGAUACAUAAAACAACUUGACAUAUAGUUGAAUAAACUUAUGUUUGUACGAUGAGAUUUUUAAUACCAUUUGAUAUGUAUAAAGAACUGAUUAAUAAAUUAUCGUCUUUUUUGUGA
Molecule: messenger RNA, 841 nt
Organism: Trichoplusia ni (cabbage looper)
Lineage: Eukaryota; Metazoa; Arthropoda; Insecta; Lepidoptera; Noctuidae
Product: protein lethal(2)essential for life-like
Exons: 1
Coding region: 88-651 (187 amino acids)
Biological process (GO): protein refolding; response to heat
Molecular function (GO): protein folding chaperone
Source: RefSeq, a predicted model, not a curated record